UUGCAUAUUAACCUUUGAACCCAACUCUCAUAACGUGGCUGCCGUUGGUUUGUUGCUAGACAGGACGAUCACCAAGAUGGAUUCCUUCAGGUUGAAAGGCUGCGGGUAUUUAGUUUCUUCAACAGUUUUCUUGCUAUGUUGUGUGGUAUGCCAUACAAAUCAGCAAGCCACUGUGGAUCUAAUGGACUCCAACAUGGACAACAUUCUGCAGCACAAUGACAUUGUCUUUGUCAACUUCUAUGCCAAUUGGUGUAGAUUCAGUCAGAUGUUGAAGCCUAUCUUUGAGGAGGCUGCUAAAGUUGCCCAACAAGAGUUUCCCGGUCAGGGGCAGGUUGUCUUUGGAGGCCUUGACUGUGACAAAUAUCCGGCCCUUGCCAAGAAGUACCACAUAUCCAAGUACCCGACCCUGAAGUUAUUCCGAGGAGGUCAGCUUGCUAAACGGGAGUACAGGUCACAGAGGUCAAAGGAUGCUUUCGUCUCGCAUAUCAGGGACAACCUGAAGGACCCGUUGGUCAAGCUCACAAACCCAGAUGAAGUACCAAAUCUAGAUGAAAGCAAGCGUAAGGUUAUUGGUUAUUUCAAGAGCUACGAGGAUGCUGAGUAUACUGCCUUUAGAAGGGUAGCGAGCAGUCUACGAGAUGACUGCUCCUUCUUUGCUGGGUCAGGAGAAGCUUUCAGUAAAGAGUUAGCACCAGGAAACAGUAUCAUGUAUCGACCUCCAAGGUCUAUAGAUCAAGACAUGCUAUUUAUGGGAUCCAUGACCAAUGUUGAACUUCUGAGAGCUUGGUCCACUGACAAAUGUAUUCCACUUGUUCGAGAAAUCACAUUUGAAAAUGGAGAGGAAUUAACGGAGGAAGGACUACCUUUCUUAAUUCUAUUCCACAAGCCAGAGGAUACAGAAGUAGUCAGACAAUACAAUGAUAUGAUUUUAAGAGAGCUUAUAUCAGAAAGGGGGAACAUGAAUUUCUUGACAGCUGAUGGCACAAAGUUCACGCACCCCUUACACCAUUUAGGGAAAACCCCUAAAGACCUGCCAGUUAUAGCUAUAGACAGCUUCAGACAUAUGUAUCUCUUCCCUAAUAUCGCAGAUGUACCGGUACCGGGCAAGCUGAAGCAGUUUGUGUUAGACCUCCACUCAGGCAAACUCCAUCGAGAGUUUCACCAUGGCCCUGACCCAGCGAUCCAGAAGACAGUACCAGGCUCACCCAAGACCGUCAUUGACACUGACCAAACCGAUCCUCCCGAAAGCCAGUUUGUAAAGCUCAUGCCCAGUGAAAAUAGGUACUCAUUCCGGGACGAGCUUUGAGAACGGCCUUCCUUUUGUCAUGUCCUCUAAUCCACUCUGUGAUUUCUAUUUUUACAACAUUUGCACAACAAAAACUAGGACAUUCAGGAGGGGACUAUUCUUCCUAUUUUUUAGGAAUGCUUUCUGUAGUACCCCCUAAAUUUUACUGUAGUUAAGAUACGAGCAUAUGAAUAUUCUCAUUAUUAUUCAGAGAUCUGAAUGUAUUUUGAUAUGAUAACAUGGAUUAGCCCGAUUGAUCAGCAGAUUCAUCUUGAUUAAUGAACCUACACGUAUUUAAGCAUUGAGCAUUGAGCAUGGGUUUUAAUUUUGUGAUUACACUAGGACCCACCUUCUAAAGAGUUGCAUUCCUACUCAUUCUCAAAUUAAGUUGUGAUCUAUUUGAAUCAAUUGCAACUCCUCAGAAGAUGAGGCUCUUAUCUAACACCAAACAUGAAUUCAACCAGAGUUGUUUGGUCAGUCUCAGAUAUUUGACACGUAAUGCUUGCGGGACCUGUUACCUCUCGUGUACAAAGCCUGGCUAUCGAUGUUAAAAUCUGAUCGACAUAUUACAGUGUAUGCCAUGGUGUGUGAUUGACAUGCCCUUUUACUGACAGGCUUAAAGAGAAGGUUGAGUUCUGGGAAGAGGUGAAAAAUAAUUUGUGAGCGUUAUCAUUGUAUUAUGCAAGUGUGGAAGAACAUCAGAUAAAAAAUGUUCCCUGAAAAGCAUGGCUCUUCAAAUGCCUUAAUAUUCUAAAUAUGGCAUGUAACAUCAUAAAAAUCGAGACAGAUUUUUAUGCCACAUGUUCAUGUAGUCCCAUAUACAUCUUUCUGUGUACAGUGCUUGUAACUUUACCAGGACGGGCCUAAUUGCUUAUCAAUUUGAUGAGUCCAGAACAUUGCAGUACACACCAACACUUAUAUGCUAGACGAUCAACCUUUUUUCUGAUGGAUUCCACAACGUUUCUUUCACAAUGCAAUCGCAUGACCAGAACUCAACUUUAUCUUUAAAUUUGAUUCUGAUGUCCAGAAAACGAGAAACUCUGGCACACUUCAGGGUAGUUGCAUAAUGUACCAAACCUCUCCCCCAAAAUACUCACAAGGCACAACAAAACUUCGAGAUUCCCAUAUGCUGCAAACACUUACCAUAACUUGAGAAAUUACCUGAUUCAUUAAAUUUUUAUUUUAAGUUUUGUCACUUGGAAGUGUUUUCAACAUUCACUAGAUUUUGAAGGAAAGUAAGGAAUUAUUCUGAUUCAUCAUUAUUUUGAAAUGGUAGAUGACAGAAAUAAGUGGGAAAAUAUCUGUGUUUGUUUGCAAACCGAAGCCUGCGUUGUUUAUAUUCAAACUGUCUUUCCGUUUUUGAAACACAUAGACACUAAAUUUAUUCUCGUUAUCUUUUGUCAAGCAAUAAAAUGAUGUGAUAUCUUUUUUUCCAUUAGAGAUGUACUGUUGCAUGCAUUUUAGAGUUUGUAUAUAUUUGGAAUAUUAUCUUUGAUUUUGUUGUAUUCUCAAAAUUAUGACACAAAUAUAAGACACAAAGAGUCAUUUUUAUCAAGCACUACAUAUUUAAAUUUCAAGGGCUUCAAAAUUGUGUUCAAGUAAUUUGUAGCAAAUGCAGCAGAUAUUUGUAUUUGGUAAUUAUUAUCCUUUUCAGCUGUUUGAUGCAAGAGCUGAAGUCUGUUUCUCACAGUCAUGCACAUACUACAUAUCCAGCUUGUGGUAUGAAUAAAUUCUCUAAGUACCGGUAGUUUCAAUGUUUGACUCAGAGAUGGCACAAAGAUAAUGAUUACAUUAGAAAUGUGUCGAUUUAUCGUAAUUUUUUAGGACUUUGUAAAAGGUAGUGAUUCUUAUACAUGUACACAUUCUUUGAGGCACUUUAGGCUGUGUACUGUGUUCAUAGGGAAUUCCUGAAGAAGCAGGAGCAUGAUAUACUGAUAUAAAUAAAAAUUUACUGUACUAAGCUUUUAUUUGAAGGAGUAGGGGCAGAGUCAGGUUCUCCCCCUCUGCGAUAAGUCUGGGGUGCAGAACUCUACUCGUAUGAAUCCAUACGAUACACAUGGACUUGAACAACAGCUUACAAGUUUUAUGUUUGCGAUAAAUAUGGCACAAAAUAUUCCACCCCAAGCCUAUGAAGGUCUGAUUGAAGAGAGAAAUCAGACCAGGGUCCUGAAGAUAAGAACUGACACACAAUUAAUAUUUAAAAUCUAUUUUGUCUUCAGACUUGCUGCCAUUACCUGUAUCGGAAGGUGCAGUGUAUCUGGCUGUGACAUCAAAUCAAUUGUAGCCUAAGCACUUGCUAUUGGUCGAACCAUGUUUUCAAAAAGGAAUUCUUAUAAACUUUUAAAUUGGCAAGUGUGAAUUUAUGAUGGGCCAAAUAUCUCAUAAAUACCACCAUGUUUCAAAUAAAGCAUCUUUCAAAAGCACGCAAGCACCCCGGAAGUGAUUUGAUCUUGAUCAUUUUUCAAUUAUAAAAUUGAGUAGGGGCUUUGUAAUCAUGUCGGGACCUAUCAAAAGGGAGUGCUCUGAGGAAAACGCCUCAAUUGACUACAGGUGUGUACAAGUGCUACCAGACCCUUGAGGCAUGUACCUUGGUUUGCGUUUUGAUAGCGCAACCGCACAGUCCACCCUUUAAACGAAAACAGAGUCUUCAAUAGUUAUCAACUUUUUGUGCUUUUUGUUUUAAUGUUUAAGGCCCUUGUGCUUUAAAAUUUAAUUAUUUGCAAUACCAAUAUAAGUAUGUACAUGUUUGUACAUCAAACUGCAAUUCAUUUAGGGGAUGCGCUUUGUAUGAUUGUAUAAACUGUUGGGUUACAGGGGAAGUUUAGAUUUUGUAUCAAUGAACCGUAUAUGCUAGAUGUUACAGUCCCAGAAGAAAUUCAUUGUUUUCAAAUAUAUGUCGAAGAGAUUCAUAUAAGGAUUUUUUUUUUUUGUACAGCUCAAGUUCUAGUUGAGAAUUUCAAAUUGAUACUUUUAUUUGUUUUGUAAGAUAAAAUCUUGAUAGCAUUCAUAGCCAUAGCCAUUACUUUGUGUUUUAAAGAAUACUCCAUAGGUCAGUGAUUAAUCUGUGUAAAGAAUUCACCUGAUAUAUAUACAACAGAAUACAAAAUAGAAAAACAAAGGGUGUUAAGAAAUACAAGAUUUAAGGCCUAUAUCUAUUCAGAGUAUCAUAAUAAGUUCUUUUGGGGGAAAUUGUUUUACGGUAAUGGCGUUUUAUUUUCCUUCUCUGUAUUUCCAUUAAUCGUAAAUUUGUUAUGUUUAAUGUAGUUAGAUUUUGUUUGCAAUACAUUUCGAUUUUAAAAAAAUUGUAGAGGGGAAAUUAUGUUUGUAUUUUAUUUUAAAUUUUGUGUUGUUAAUUUCUCUUCCAAAAAUGCUUUUGUAGAUACAUUAGAUUAUACUAUACUAAUGUUAUUUAUUAGUUUGUACAAUGGUUAGGGACUGUCUUUAAUAGUAAUUUUUUUUAGAGCUGGUAAUGCUUAUUGACAUCCGAUAUCGGGUGAAAAGAAAUUUGUCCUACAGAUGUUGAUUUCCAAAACUGAUGUUUUCAGAGGAAAGUGAUACUAUUUUUCUGUGUGUUUUAAGGUAGGUCAAGUAAUGUGUAAGAUCAGGAUAUGUUGCAAUACAUAAAUUGUGUUGAAAACAUAUACAUGAUAGGGGAAUGAACAGUGCAAGAUGAACAUAACUCUUUUCUUGUUGUCUUACAUUAAUCACUUGAAAUUCAAGUAUGUUUAUAACUCCAAGGUCCUAUCUAUAAACUCAACAUACUUCAACCUAUAAAGCAAUUGUGAAGAUUUGACUUUCUUCCAUUUUAAGUGUAGUUGCUAUGUGUCUGUGAGGGAUAAUCAUUAUUUCUUCUUUUUCUUCAGUACGAGGGAGACACAGACAGUCUGUAGUUGCCAUGGCUAUAUGCUACUAGGCAUGUCCAAGUAUAAACGACUGUCAUGGCUUUAUGUACUUGCAGGUACACUUCAGUUUAUCAGUAUGUUUUUCAAUGAGUAAGGACUGAACUUUUUGCUGAGAAGUUUAUAGAAAUGAAUCUGACAGAAAUCCAUAUUGUUUUCAGAGAGUUUAUGCCAAAAUCUUAUUCUUUUCUGAUUGUUUCAUUUCCUUGUGAUUGCUGAAAUUCAAUAAAUUCUUUCUCUUUAAAAUUAAA
This is a messenger RNA of Strongylocentrotus purpuratus (purple sea urchin), 5435 nucleotides long. It is a transcript of the gene erp44, whose product is annotated as endoplasmic reticulum resident protein 44. The transcript has 10 exons. The coding region runs from base 77 to 1306 and encodes 409 amino acids. The record is from RefSeq and is a predicted model, not a curated record. Lineage: Eukaryota; Metazoa; Echinodermata; Echinoidea; Camarodonta; Strongylocentrotidae.